Euleptes europaea (tarantolino) is the source of this 2334-nucleotide messenger RNA. RefSeq names its product vomeronasal type-2 receptor 26-like. Gene Ontology annotation, cellular component: membrane. The transcript has 5 exons. Bases 1 to 2334 code for a protein of 777 amino acids. The record is from RefSeq and is a predicted model, not a curated record. Gene Ontology annotation, biological process: G protein-coupled receptor signaling pathway. Lineage: Eukaryota; Metazoa; Chordata; Lepidosauria; Squamata; Sphaerodactylidae. Gene Ontology annotation, molecular function: G protein-coupled receptor activity.
AUGUUGCCAAAGCUCUACCAACAUGUCCUGGCCUUGGGGUUUGCCAUAAAGGAGAUCAAUGAGAAUCCCAAGAUUUUGCCCAAUGUCACUCUUGGGUUCCACAUCGAUGACAGCUACCAUGAUGUCAGGAUGACCUGUCGUACCACUCUGGACCUGCUGUUUAAAUUGCACAGAUAUAUUCCAAACUAUGAAUGUGAUGCCCAUAAAAAUCUAAUGGCCAUCAUUGGAGGACUUAGCUUUGAUAUCUCCUUCCACAUGGGCCACAUCUUAGCUCUCUACAAAAUUCCACAGAUGGCUUAUGGAUCAUUUGCCCCAGAGCAGAGGGAUUCAGUGGAAUUCCUUUCUUUUUACCGUAUGGCCCCCAAUGAAGCCCAUCAGUAUAUGGGCAUCAUCCAGUUACUGCAACAUUUCAGAUGGACAUGGGUAGGACUCUUUGCUACAGAUGAUGAUAGUGGAGAACAUUUCUUGCAGCAUCUGGAGCCAUUGCUUUCCGAGAAUGGGAUCUGUUUGGCAUUUGCAGAAAGCAUCCCCAACCAAGCCCACUGGAGCGAUUUGCAUGACAUUAAUGGUUUCAUCUUAAAUAUAUAUCAACCUUUUGCAGAUGGCAAAGCCAGUGUGUGUAUCAUUUAUGGAGAAUCCAGGGCCAUUUUAGCACUGAUCACUUUUAUGUUUGUAGGCAGUCCUGGGUAUGAGGAACAGACUUCAUUUCGAAAGGUGUGGAUUAUGACAGCCCAGAUUGAUUUUGCAGUAACAGGACUUCAUAAGGGCUGGGAUUUCCAAUUCUUCCAUGGUGCCAUUUCUUUCACAAUUCACUCACAGGGGUUUUUAGGCUUCCAAAAAUUCCUUCAUGAUAUAAAACCUUAUGGGGCUCAUGGAGAUGGCUUUCUCAAGGUCUUCUGGGAACAAGCCUUUGACUGUUUAUAUCCAGAUCCUCUGGAUGGGAUGACAGAUGAUGGAACCUGUACUGGGGACGAGAAGCUGGAUGUCCUUCCUGGACCUCUUUUUGAAAUGACCAUGACUGGCCACAGCUACAGCAUCUACAAUGCAGUCUAUGCCAUAGCGCAUGCUAUCCAUGCCAUGGACAGUCUCAGAUCAAAACACAGAGAAAGUGUGGAAGCUGGAGAAACAAUGUCUUUUAAUCGAGAGAGAGAAAUGGGAGUGGGCUUUGACAUUACAAACCUGGUCACGUUCCCAAACAAGUCUUUCCUUAGAGUGAAAGUUGGAAGGGUGGAUCCAAAUGUUUUUGGACGAAAAGAGUUCAACAUCCAAGAGGAUAUGAUUGUGUGGCAAAGAACUUUUAACAAGGAGCUGCCCCUUUCAGUGUGCAAUAACUACUGCCAGCCUGGUUAUCAGAAGAAAAAGAAGGAAGGAGAGAAAUUUUGCUGCUAUGAUUGUGCUCCUUGCCCAGAAGGGAAGAUUUCAGACCAGAAGGAUAUGCCUGACUGCAUGAAAUGCGCAACAGAUCAAUAUCCAAGCAAGGACCAAGAUCAAUGUAUUCCCAAGCUGAUAAGCUAUCUGUCCUAUGAAGAGCCUUUAGGAGUUAGUUUAGGCUCCAUUGCAGUUUCUUAUUCCCUGAUCACAGUCUUAGUUCUGGGAAUUUUUAUUAAGCACAGAGAUACCCCCAUAGUGAAAGCAAACAACUGGGACAUCACUUAUGCCCUUCUUGUUUCCCUUCUGCUCUGUUUCCUCUGCUCUUUGUUAUUUCUUGGAUAUCCUAGGAAGAUGACCUGCUAUCUUCGACAAUCUGCUUUUGGCAUCAUCUUUGUAGUAGCUGUUUCUUGUGUGUUGGCCAAAACCAUCACUGUGGUUGUCGCUUUCAUGGCCACCAAACCGGGAUCCAGGAUGAGAAAGUGGGUGGGGAAAAGGCUGACCAAUUCCAUCGUUCUUUCCUGCUCCCUUCUUCAAGGAGUAAUUUGUAUGGUGUGGCUAGGAACAUCUCCUCCUUUCCCACAUUUGGACAUGCAGUCACUGAGUGAAGAGAUAGUGGCAGAAUGUAAUGAAGGAUCUGUCACGAUGUUCUAUAUUGCUUUAGGCUAUAUGGGACUUCUGUCCCUCAUCAGCUUAACUGUGGCUUUCCCAGCCAGGAAGUUACCUGACAGUUUCAAUGAAGCCAAGUUCAUCACCUUCAGCAUGCUGAUCUUUUGUAGUGUUUGGUUGUCUUUUGUUCCAACCUACCUAAGCACCAAAGGGAAGUACAUGGUAGCCGUGGAGAUCUUCUCUAUCUUGUCUUCUAGUGCAGCAUUACUGGGUUGUAUUUUUUCCCCAAAAUGUUACAUUAUUGUGCUGAGACCUGAGCUGAACACAAAGGAGCAGCUAAUAAAGAGAAAGAAUUAA